Messenger RNA from Daphnia pulex (common water flea), 615 nucleotides. Its product is annotated as serine/threonine-protein kinase pim-3-like. The record is from RefSeq and is a predicted model, not a curated record. The coding region runs from base 1 to 615 and encodes 204 amino acids. Lineage: Eukaryota; Metazoa; Arthropoda; Branchiopoda; Diplostraca; Daphniidae. Gene Ontology annotation, cellular component: cytoplasm. Gene Ontology annotation, biological process: protein autophosphorylation. The transcript is spliced from 3 exons. Gene Ontology annotation, molecular function: protein serine/threonine kinase activity; ATP binding.
AUGGAUCAAGAUCAAGUAGAAAAGAUGAUUUCCGAACAGCCCGCUUGUUCCGAAAAACUCCUGGACACUACGCGUUUAAGCCUAAAUCAGCCGCUCUUGAGUGCAAAAGAAAAUUUCGACCACAAUUACCGAUUUGGUCAUGUCUUGGGUGAAGGUGAUUUUGAACAAGACAAUCAGACUUUACCCGAGCACUUGGCCAAGAAAUUUUUCCGACAAGUAGUCGAAGCCGUUGUCCAGUGCCAUCGGGUUGGAGUAAUUCACCGCGACAUCAUGGUCGAAAACAUAUUGGCGCCCACGUCAAAAAUACCUUCUAAUACGGAUUUUAAUGGAACGCACGUUUACUCUCCACCCGAAUGGAUCGUUCACGGAAAAUACAUGGGCGAACCAGCCACAGUUUGGUCUUUUGGCAACUUGUUGUAUGUGAUGAUCUUUGGAGAUAUUCUCUUCGAGGAGGAGGACGAAAUCGUCAACGCUGUUCUGAACUUCCCACCUGGCAACCAAUUGGCCUCUCAGCAAUGUCGUGAUCAGAUACAAACUCUCCUCGAACCCAAUCUCUCCAAACGGCAAAGUCUAGAGCAAAUUUGGUCUCAUACAUCAUGGUUAUGUCUAUGUUGA